UUGGUAUCAUUGCGUAAGCACUGAUCUUGGAUCUGCACGUCGUACUUUAACGUAUUAUGCCGAAAUGAAUUGUGAGAAACAAGCGAUUGGAUUUAAUUUAACAAUAAUAUCAUUAGAUUUAAAGUAAUAUAUUAUUGGUGUAAAUAAUGUGAGCGUAUUAUUGAUCAAAAGGAAGAACAAUCAUUCAGUGACAUAUAAUACAUUCAUAAUAAUAAAAAAAAAUUCACAUAGAGUGAAGGUAUAAUAACUGUUGCAAGAGGAUUUUGGAAAGAUGAUGGACAUAGAACGAAUAGUCAUGUUUGCUGGUGUGGGUCUAGCAGUAGCAGUUGGAGUAUUUAUAUUAUGGGGUCCAUCUCCUAAACCAAGAAGAAGAGGUAAAGUUGUCGGCAUCAGUAAUCUAGGGUACACGUGCUUUUUAAAUUCCUUGUUACAAGCACUGGCUGCUUGUCCAACUUUUAUUACCUGGCUUCAGAAACAACGAGAGAAAAACAACAAGUGCCAGUUUACAACUGCUUUGGUUUCUGUCUUUGAAAAAAUCAAUGGUCACACAGAUGACUUGUAUGGAGAUGUAACAACCAUUGAAAUAAUAACUGCGCUUGGUUCUCAAUGGAGUUUUGCUCCUGGUUAUCAAGAUGCUCACGAAUUGUUUCACAUACUAUUAAAUGCGUUACAGGCAGAAAUUCAAACUGUUAACAGACAAGGUUGUCUAUCGGAUGCAUUACCAAGAAAUUCUGUAGUCGUGAUGGAUCUUAAGAAUUCUGGAGAUCAGAUAGGAUUUAGAAGUGUAUCUUGUAAUGAUAUAGUAUCUGCCGAAAGAAAUCCUAAUUCUAUAAAUGGUUUUGAUUCAAAUUGUAACAAUCAUAUGACAAUAUCGACACCAUCUAUAUCAUCUCAUAUACCUUCUGAAUACAAGCCUGGUAAAAUUUUGGAUAGAUCUUCGGAAAUGUUAUCACAACUUAAAAGAUACGAUACUGAAAAUGAAGAACCCAUAUGGAAUUAUCUUUGUAAAGUAUCAACCUAUUUACCACCUAUUUGGAACGAAGUACAUCCAUUUUCUGGAUUACUGACUAGUCAAUUGCAAUGUAUUAAUUGUAAUUGGAAGACUCCUGUACGCUAUGAUAAACUUGAAAGUAUUUCUUUACCAUUACCUGCUUUUGGUCCAGUACUUCAAUGGAAACAUUUAACUCUAAUAGAAUUAUUUUCACGUUUUGUAAGUAGCGAAGUAGUUCAUGAUGUAGAAUGUGACGGUUGUGCGUCACGUUGUGACGCUGUUAAAACAUUAACUCUUGGAAAAUUACCUAAAUGUUUGUGCAUACAUAUACCGAGAACUACUUGGAGUUCCAGUGGAAGACCGAUUAAGAGAGACGAUGCUAUUCUUUUUUCUGUUACUUUAAUUUUAGAUCCAUUUACUUUUAUAGAAGCAAAGAAGAGACUUGCUAAAGGAGAUGCUCAAGCAAUGUUACUUCUUACAAAUCAACAAUCAACUUAUGGUAAACAUAAGUAUCAACUUCAAGCAGUGGUAGAACAUCGUGGAUCAGUGGAUGCUGGCCAUUUUGUAUGUUACAGACGAGGAACUAAACCUGGCCAAUGGCUUUAUACGUCAGAUUCUACUGUCGAACACAUAUCGUUGACAGACGUCCUUCGUGCCAGUCCUUAUCUUUUAUUUUAUGAAAGAAUUCAUGAAUUGAACCCGUAGUUAGGAACAAAUUAAAUUCGAAAUUGUUAAACAAGA
Molecule: messenger RNA, 1732 nt
Organism: Polistes dominula (European paper wasp)
Lineage: Eukaryota; Metazoa; Arthropoda; Insecta; Hymenoptera; Vespidae
Gene: Usp30
Product: ubiquitin specific protease 30
Biological process (GO): protein deubiquitination
Cellular component (GO): nucleus; cytosol
Molecular function (GO): cysteine-type deubiquitinase activity
Source: RefSeq, a predicted model, not a curated record